Messenger RNA from Leptinotarsa decemlineata (Colorado potato beetle), 1718 nucleotides. RefSeq names its product rotatin homolog anastral spindle 3 (gene ana3). Gene Ontology annotation, biological process: centriole-centriole cohesion; centriole replication; ciliary basal body organization. Gene Ontology annotation, cellular component: centrosome; centriole; ciliary basal body. The record is from RefSeq and is a predicted model, not a curated record. NCBI's taxonomy places the organism in Eukaryota, Metazoa, Arthropoda, Insecta, Coleoptera, Chrysomelidae.
ACGUGGAUCUUCCCCAACUAAUUUAUUUAAGGAAUCAACUGUGGACAGAAAUUUACAAUUUAAUAUCAACUCUGAUAGAAUAUAGCGGUGAAACGAAAGGUUGUUUAUCGAGUAGGUCAUUAGAAGUUCUGUCAGUUUUCUGCGACACUUUAUCAGAAUUGGGAAUCCAACAGUUUUUGGAAGCUUUAUGUGAAUCUAUAAGUUGUUUAGGAUCACAUGAUCUUCAGACUUCAGCAUUGAAUGCUUUGACAUGUCUUUUACGAAUCGAGUCACACAGACUUUUUGAGAAGGGAAGAAUAUCCAUGGAAAAAUUUUCUCUACAAAUUUUGUUGGAUUCGGUGAGGUCCUCAAGAAGUAUAGUGAUGUCUGAUAGCAGAGAGACUGUUGGUCGCUCAAAAAACAACAAAUAUCAAAAUCCUCGUAAAGAUUUCGAUAAAUAUAAGAUGAGUUUACUUGAAGAGGCGUAUUUCGGAAAAGUUUUCUCGGUCAAGAACGAAGAAGAAGUACACGAAGAAAUCGAAAUCAGCAUCAUCGAGGACUGUGACAGCGCUUUGAUGUCUGGCGCGGAAAUUUGCAAAAUACUGCUGUACCUAUAUGACAUUUGCGAUCUUAAAGUCUGCGAUGAUUCUUUCAACAAAAAGAAACCCAUCGUGAUAUCAGCGCUUUCGGGGUUAUUGUGUAUCUCGAAAGAAGCGAAACGUUUCGCCUCGGGAAAGGGUCUGGUACUCCUGAUCGUGAAACAACUCAGAGACUGCCAUAUAAGACUCAGUUUGGAAUCUGUAGAGUGUUUAAGAAGAGUCGCGGACAAAAGGCGGGUGUGUCCUCUGUUGAAAGAAGCUAACGAUUUGAUUGGGUUGCUCACGAAUUUCAUGUUGAACGACGAGUCUGUUAAAACUGAGGCGGCCACCCUGAACUUGGCUGACAUCAUUCAUAAAUUAUGGACGUGGUUUUUAGUACAGAAUGUUUACUUGGUUGACGUACUGAAGAUGAUUUGUGUUUAUACCACAGGCUGCAAUUUGGCAUGCCAAACACUACCUCUGACUAGUCCUGUCGCUGGCUCUGGCCCUAGAAAGUGUCCGGGAACUGUUUCUUUGUUAAACGCUAUCGUUACUCUCAUAAACAAAGAGAUGGAGCAAAUAAGCCGCACUCAUGACCUGGCUCUUUUACAAAUUGCUUUCAAUAUUCUGAAUAACGUUUGCCAUACUUUGGAGUGCAGGAUUUUAAUAUCAAAGAGUACUCUUUUCCAAAGCAUUUCUCGCUUGCAUCCCGCCAUAACGAAACGCCAGAAGCCUUGGGAGAGCAUAGAACUGAUUUGGCUCGAGUUUUUGCAAACGUUCACAACCCAUCCCGAAGGACAGGCAUCAGUAACAAAAAUAACUGACGUGCUUGAACUAGUAAUGACCUUGACCACAAGCUCCAGGACACAGAAUCGACAGAUGGCCAUGUCGGUGUUGAGAAAUAUAUCAUUCUAUCAGCCUAAUAAAGCGAGACUAUUGAGUUCAGGAGACUUCCUGAAUAUUCUACAAAAUAAACUAACUAGUGGAUCUAAUGAAGAAAAAAAUAUUACUGUGGUCAUAAUUUGGGCCCUUUCAGCCAAUAGUCAAAAAGCUAAAAUUAUUUUAAGAUCACUGCAUUUGGAUGAUAAGCUCGAGAAUAUAGUGAAGCACUGCCAGUUGCUUGGUGCUGGAGAUUUUGGAUGGAAGAUCUAUAUAGCAUAG